AUGGUUAUCAUCUGCUUCUGUGGCUAUCUAAUCUAUCCUGAAUUGCCCAGCCCAUUUCCAUCCCCGCUCCUACCCUUUUCCCAUCCACUAAACAUCCCACCUUUGGUGAUCGCAAUGCACUGGACCUUGCUCUGUCUCGUUGUUUCCCCACUACUGAUAGCCUCUGAACAUGGUUUACCUAAAUUUAUCUGCAGUCCUAUGCCAUUGGAUAUGGAUAGUGGUUGCCAGUCAAAUGGCCAUCAACGACAUGGAGGUGCAGCUAAUGGUGCAGGCAAUGGCCAUUGGGUGGGGACUCUAGAAGAAGCUAAGGAAACCAUCCUGCAUCUGAGGGAGACAGUGGUGCAUCAAAAGGAAAUGAUCCUUGACCAGAGGGAGACCAUGAGAGAACUGAUAGCCAAGCUGGGCCGCUGUGAAACUCAUUCCCGGAGGCAUAGUGAACAUCAUGGAAAUCAUCAGGAAGAGAAUCAUAACCAUAAGCACGGCCAUCAUGAAGGUGGGUAUCGGGGCCAUCAUGACAAUGGCCAAAGGGGACAUCAUGAAGAUGGCCAUAGGGGACACCGUGACACUGGCCAUCGAGAUCUCCAUGAAGGCCACCAUGCCCAAGAGAAUGAGCAUCAUCAGACUGCAGAACCAGGGAACCACGAACCACAAGUCAGGCACAACAUUCAUGAUUCUUCUCACAAGGGAUCUACAUCUGCUCAGGCUAAUGCUAUGGAAGAUCCACCCAAUGAGGCAUCUGCUGCAAUACAUCAGAUGGAGAGAAUGUUGAAAUCCCUGAAGGAGAGACUGGAGCACUUACAGCACAACUGGAAUAGUUCAACCUUCCCCACCUCCAUGUGGGAUACGCUUCAGGAAAAGAUCAGCAUGUUGGAGCAUCAGAUCCAUGAGAAAUCCAACACUUCAGAACAUCAGACGCACAGCGUACCGAAAGCAACGGGGAUGAGACAAAGGCAUGCUUCACAUGGACGCACGAUGGAGAAAGUGCACUGCCAUGUUUCUGCUUUCUUCUGUCCUCCAGGGAACAAGGCAGAUAAGCACUCCGAACAUUUUCAUGUGGAUUUCCCCCUUCGCACCAACUACAUGUAUAUCAAGAUCAAGCGCACUCUGCAACGUGAAAUCUUUGCCUUUUCCAUCUGUCUCUGGCUCAAAUCAACUUCAUCCCCAGGGAUAGGCACACCUUUCUCCUACUCAGUGCCCAACCAAGCCAAUGAAGUGGUGCUUAUUCAAUGGGGAAAUAACCCCAUGGAGUUGCUCAUCAAUGAUAAGGUUGCCGCUUUGCCAUUAGCCGUUAAUGAUGCCAAAUGGCACCAUAUCUGUGUGACAUGGUCAACUCGGCAUGGCACCUGGAAAUCUUACCAGGAUGGUGUCCAAAGUGGGAGUGGGGAGAACCUGGCUCCUUGGCAUCCUGUGAAACCUGGAGGUGUUUUCAUACUAGGCCAGGAGCAGGACACUCUUGGUGGGCGCUUUGAUGCCACUCAAGCUUUCAUUGGGGAAAUGUCAGAUUUCAACAUGUGGAGCUAUGUUGUGACACCUGCUGAAAUUUAUAAGAUGGCAACCUGCAGUAGCUCCAUUGGUGGUGAUCUUAUCAGUUGGACUGAAAACUCUAUAGAACUUCAUAGAGGAGUGAUCAAACUACCAUAUAAUGCCUGCCACUAAAAAUCAACCAAAGAAACAUGGACAUAAUAUUCUCUGGAAGAGAAAGAUACCAAAUGGUUAAAGGCAAAGCAUGGGAGGACCUCAAGAUUUAUUUCAUACAAUGGUGAAAAGGGUUGGGAAUUCAAAAUUUCCAGGUUCCUUAACAAAAGAAUGGGGGCCUUUAUGUUUGGGAUGCAUGCAACAAAAAGAAAAUGGGUAUGUAUGCAGCAUCUAAUGGCAGGAAAAUCUUAAGAUCCAGAAAUACAGUGAAGUAUAAUUUGGAAUAUAUGUUUUAUGAAGUUGAGCAAUUUUCAAAAUAAGGAACAUUCCCACCCAUGAUAAACCUAUACUGUGUAUUGGGAUUUUCUUAAUGUAGGAGCAGGAACAAAAAAAUAAAAUUCCUCAUGAUGACAAUAUGGCCAAUAGGACACUUCAUUCUCAAGGCCUUGAUGUGUAGCAUUGGUCCAUUAGGAAGAUAUUUAUGAUAGGUCAAAAUCCUAUUUUUGACUAGUAGUUUUCUACAGUAACAUUUGAAAAUAUGUAAGGGAGGAAUGGGAAAAAGGAUUUGCUGGUGUUUUUUUUUUCAGAAUCUUUAGAGAAAUAGAUGAACACCUUACCAGGUAAAUUGGUUGGAUGAUGCCCGACUGUCAUGUUUUAUUUAUUUUUUAUAUUGUGUAUUUUAUUUUCUGUAGGCUUCCUAGAGUCUUGUAGGUGAGAUGAGCGCUAUAUCAAUCAAUCAAUCAAUCAAUCAAAUUCUCAAAGACUCAUUCAUUAAUCUAGAAUUAAGCUCUAUACACCAAAAUGGCUCAUGAAGACAAUAAAAAUGUCAAAGGAUGGCUUGUAUGGCUUUCUUAUAGAUUAGACAUAUGACUAAACAAAUCUCAGCAUUUCUGUUCAGACAUUUUCUACCAGCUUAGUGGACCUUUACCUUCUUCUCAGGAAAUCAUUGCCAAAACCCGUCAGGUCUAGAGGAAGAGUUGUAUAGUGUAUAAAAGACAUACUUCUAUAUCUUAGUAUUUAACUUUUUCUGAAUUCACCAUUUUUCUGCCUCUCUUUCCAUUCCCCUCACCCUCCAUUAAUUUAAAUAGUAUUUAUGUACUGUA
This is a messenger RNA of Protobothrops mucrosquamatus (brown spotted pit viper), 2738 nucleotides long. RefSeq names its product neuronal pentraxin-1-like. Lineage: Eukaryota; Metazoa; Chordata; Lepidosauria; Squamata; Viperidae. The record is from RefSeq and is a predicted model, not a curated record. The coding region runs from base 1 to 1656 and encodes 551 amino acids. The transcript is spliced from 6 exons.